AGCGGGAGCCGAGCGAUCCCGGGGGGCUGAAGGCGCGGCAUCCACCACCCGGAACCCGGCCGGGUCUUCUUCCAGCGCGUCUUAACUCCCUUCUCCUGUCUCGCUUCCUCCUCUGCCUCUUCCUCCUCGUUGCCCCCGUCCGAGUUGCCCGAGAGACCGGGACGCCGUCGCUCCGAGGGACCAAUGAGAGCCCCGCUGCUGCCGCCGGCGCCCGUGGUGCUGUCGCUGCUGAUCCUCGGUGCAGGUGAGGACGCCCGGGCUCGGAGCUGCCGGGCGCUUCUCCCACGGCGGGCAGAGGCUGUCGCCUUUUGAAUGGCCACUUCUCCACGGAACUCCCCAGGGCUUCCCGGACGCUGUCCGUCAGAAGGAGGUCAUUAUGCUGCUGGAUUGGAUCUCAAUAGCACCUACUCUGGGAAAGGGGGAUCGUUUUCUGGGGACCACAGUGCUGACGGAGUUGAGGUGACCUCAAGGAGUGAGAUGUCCUCAGGAAGCACGAUUUCCCCAGUGAGUGAAAUGCCUUCUGGUAGUGAACUGUCCUCAGGAACCGACUAUGAAUAUUCAGAAGAGUACGAUCAGCCACCUCAAAUAUCUGGCUAUAUUGUAGAUGACUCAGUCAGAGUUGAACAGGUAGUUAAACCCAAGAAAAACAAACCAGAGAGUGAAAAGACUUCAGACAAACCCAAAAGAAAGAAAAAGGGUGGCAAAAAUAGAAAAAACAAAAGAAACAAAAGGAAGAAAAACCCAUGUGAUGCAGAAUUCCAAAAUUUCUGUAUUCAUGGAGAAUGCAAAUAUUUAGAGCACCUGGAAACUGUAUCAUGCCUAUGUCAUCAGGAUUACUUUGGUGAACGGUGUGGAGAAAAAUCUAUGAAGACUCACAGCAUGAUUGAUGGUGAUUUAUCAGAAAUUGCUUUAGCAGCCAUAGCUGCCUUUAUCUGUGCCGUGAGCUUCACAGCUGUUGCUGCUGUUAUUACGAUUCAGCUUCGUAAACGAUACUUCCAUGAAUAUGAAGGAAAAGCUGAAGAACGAAAGAAACUUCGGCAAGAAAAUGGAAAUGCACACAUCAUUGCGUAACUGAAGAUAACAUUACAGGGUAUUCGAUCAGGUUCACUGCCAAGUCACAACCAUGAAUGAUGAGUCAGUUCCUCUUUUCAGUGGAUCAUAAGAAUAUGGAGCCUUUGUGUUCUGAUGGUUUUAAACUAUCAAUUGUUGCUUUUUAUGCUGUCUUAUUUCUGUACAUAAAGGUGC
This is a messenger RNA of Choloepus didactylus (southern two-toed sloth), 1245 nucleotides long. It is a transcript of the gene AREG, whose product is annotated as amphiregulin. Gene Ontology annotation, biological process: positive regulation of mitotic nuclear division; epidermal growth factor receptor signaling pathway; positive regulation of cell population proliferation. Bases 313 to 1071 code for a protein of 252 amino acids. Lineage: Eukaryota; Metazoa; Chordata; Mammalia; Pilosa; Megalonychidae. The record is from RefSeq and is a predicted model, not a curated record. The transcript has 6 exons.